GGCGAAGCAACAAGCCAGCCCGGAGGCUCGCUCGGGGGCUGGAGCACAGGAAGUCCCUCGAAGGGUUCAAGAGUAGGGGCGCCCACCCGGCAGCGCCCUCCUCUCCAAGCGCGCCGCCUCCCGCUUGGCCAUGGGGCGCUACACGGGCCAGACGUGCCGCCUGAUCUUCAUGCUGGUGCUGACGGCGGGCUUCUUCGUGGCCGAGAUCGUGUCGGGCUACGUGGGCAACUCCAUCGCGCUGGUGUCCGACUCGUUCAACAUGCUCUCCGACCUGAUCGCGCUCUGCGUGGGCCUCUCCACGGGGCGCAUCUCCCGCCGGCGCCGGCCCCGCAGCCCCGGCGCCUCGUUCGGCUACGGCCGCGCCGAGGUGGUGGGCGCCCUCAGCAACGCCGUCUUCCUGGCCGCGCUCUCCUUCACCAUCCUCGUGGAGGCCGUGCAGCGCCUGGCCAGCCCCCAGGCCAUCCGCGACGCCGAGCUCAUCCUCAUCGUGGGCGCGCUCGGCCUCGCCGUCAACAUCGUGGGGCUCCUCGUCUUCCAGGAUUGGGCCUCCUGCUGGCCCGCCUGCCUGCGACGCGGCCCGCCGGCAGCGGCCACGCCAGAGCCCAGCCUCGACGGAGACCCCGAGGGCGCCCUGCCAGCGGCCCGGGACCUCGACCUGGAGACUUGCAGCGUGGACGGAGCAGGUGACACCAUAAAUACCCAGAACAAGCCCGAAGAUGAGGUGAUACAGAAAAAAGAGAAAAAAUCCGAAGCUUUGAAUAUCAGAGGUGUUCUUUUGCAUGUAAUGGGGGAUGCUCUAGGCUCAGUUAUCGUUGUAGUGGCUGCUUCCAUAUUCUAUGCACUUCCUCUGGACGAGAACACCCCAUGCAACUGGCAGUGCUACAUUGAUCCAAGCCUGACCAUAAUUAUGGUGAUCAUCAUACUCUCGUCAGCCUUCCCGCUUAUCAAGGAGACGGCAACAAUCUUACUGCAGAUGGUUCCCAAGAGUGUUAAUAUGCAGUUGCUGACAAACAAGCUGCUCGAAGUGCCAGGCAUUACAAGCAUUCACGAGGUGCACGUCUGGGAGAUGGUCAGUGGGAAGAACAUUGCCACCCUCCACGUCAAAUGCCACACCACUUCCGAUUACCAAGACGCUUCGCAAAAGAUGAGGGAGGUGUUCCACGAAGCGGGGGUCCACUCGGUCACUAUCCAGCCAGAGUACACCGACCAAAAGACCCCCGAAGUCUUGUGCAGCACUCCGUGCAUCUCCAGAGCUUGCGACCCGCAGCUGUGCUGCAGUCAGCAGGAAGCGGCCCUGGCUGAGGUCAACGGCUACAACGAGAAGAAGAGCAGCCUGUCUCCUUCUCUGCACAAAGUCUUCCACAGAAAAGAUGUGGUGGAGAUUCCCAUCGAACCCACGUGGGCCGAGGAGCCCGGCAAAAAGCACAGCUUCUCAAAGGACAGUUACAAAGAAGCAGGCGAUGGCAAGCCCUACAUAAGUAGCACACGAUUCUAGGCAGCUUGGGCUCGCGCUUGGCAACUGCUGUUCAUCUAGGGCAAAGUUAUCAUUGGUAAUGCCCUCUUGGCUAAAAUGCUGCUGGCAAGCACUUGCCACAGGGAGUGGCAUUUGACAGCUGGGUGCCCAAUGCAUAGCGUAACAGGGCAUCUAGAGCAGGUGUUCUUGGCUUGUAUCUAAAGGUCUAGCUGUGCAGGUAGAAGCCCCUUCUAUCCACGCAGCCACUGGUACCUUCUGAAAAGAGGGAGCCUCCCACCCCCCUCGCAGGAAGGCAGAAGUGCCUUUUAGCCAUCCCUUGUCUUCAAGGAGUGUUUCUGGCAUUUGCCAAAUACCUCCAGUGCCAUUUUGACACUUAAUUCCUCUUCCUCCAGGGGUAAAUAUCUUACGGCUGAGCACACCGAUCUUUUACCUCUGUCUUUACUGAAAUGUGGUGCUCGUUGCAGGUCUCUUAGAUCCCUUUGAUUGGGCUGCCCCAGACACCAUUAUGAAGGAAUGAAAGUAGGCGGUAGUUUCAUUAGUCAUGUUUUCAAAUGCCUCUUGUUUACUUGAAAUUAGAAGUGGGAUUUCUGGAAAAGCGGGGUGGGCACCAAGCGGGGGAAAGGCUGGCCUAAGGGGUUGUUGUUACCUGAACGCUGGCAACGAACUAUGGUUAUAAUUCAACAAAGUAUUGCUGCUCUUUAUGAUCAGUUGAAAGCACCAUUGAAACAAAUGAUGAUCUCUCCUGCCUGUAUAUUUUCCUGCCAUUUCACUGAAUGAACGUAUGGAUUUUUGUAGCAUGAGUUGAGACUGUUGUGUUUUAGUAUGUGUCCAUCUGUAAUAUUGAUUUGAUUUUUUUUGUAUAUAGGUUAUAUAUUUAUAUUCCCUUAAGAUGGAUAGGAGUCUUUUCUCCCCCCAACCCCCCCAAUCAUAUCUUAAAUAACUUCUUAACUGUACUCUGCAUAUUUCUAAAAUAACAAACAUAUUUCGUUUGAGGGGUGAUGGUCAGUGUCGUUCCUGUUUCCAAAAUGUCCACCGCCAAUAAACAUGUGAUAUAUCUUACUUGCAAAUAUAGAUCAUGUUCCUACUCAUUUCCCCCCUUUAAGAAAUGUGCACCUCUUGCAAGUGCGUGUGUGUGUCUUUUACCUAAAUAUAUAGUGAGGGGUUUCACCAGCUUCAAAUAUCCAUGUCAGUGAGUUAACACCAGAGAAUAUAGAAAUCUUCAGGAUACAUGUUUGCCAAAGAAUGUCUGUGGCAGCUUUAUACAAUCCAUCUAAUGCAACUCCCAGGAGAAGCAAGGGUUUUGACUAUUAUACUGCUCUCAAUUCUGUGAGUCAGAAAGAGUCGUCAAGAUUCCCCCUUUGCCAAAAAAAUCCAAUUUGUUGUUCCUUCCUAUAGUUUCUAUAAACAUGCAAUUGCAUGUGCUGCUUUGCUUCUAGAGCAGCUCCUAGAGUUGACCUCUUGUUGUUUUCACCCAUGGGUUUUUCUUCUGCAAAACCAUUAUCCAGGUCUUAUUUUUCAAAACACGAUAUACUGGUCAGCCCUGGGGCUGUCCUACUCCUGGAAGGGCCAUAGCUCAAUGGAGGACCCACGCUCAGUUCCUGGCAUCUCCACGUAGGACUGGGAAAGGUUCUUGUCUCUAACCAGUCAAUACUGAGCUGGAUAGACCAAUGGUCUAUUCGGAAUAAGGCAGCUUCCUGUGUUCCACUUCCUACUCAUCGUCUCAAAAUUUUCUUUAGCUUUCAAAGAAGUGGGUGGAAUGUCCACCCUCAUUUAUAGAAUCUUUUGAUCCAUGACCUCUUUUUUUUUUUUGCUUUAAGCACAUUCCUGCCUAUGUAAGGAUUUCAUCCUGACAUAACAAGAAGCCACACCACGAUGAAGAAAGCCACAGGGUUGUUGCUAUACCGUUACAAAUGUGUACUAUAAAUUAUAAUAGAACAUUGUCCUCCCCCGGGGAGAUUCUAAGUGGACCGGCCAGCUUCGUGGUAUGAAAAAAAAUUGCAAUCAAGCCCUCUAAACCCUAAAUUUUGUCACAUCCUGAAAUUUUCACACACAUAUCAGGUAGCACAUUUCAGUAAGAUUUUGUUCUUUGCGGGCUUUGGUAUGGCCGUGAUAUCUUACGAUUAUGAUGAGGUGACUGAGUCCUUGAUUCUUAAUGUUGAGAUGCAUGGAUUGAAAGAUGCAUGAAUCUUAACCAAAGUAUUCUAAAUAUUUCCAUAGUUUCUACCAAAUAUGGCCUCAAUCCAAGCACUUGGUUUGGGGAUGGUUGCUGACUUUUAAAAAAUCAUAUUCAAAGGUGAAUGAACUGCCAAGAAAGUGGUUGUGAAUGUGCUCUCUUCACUGUAUGAAGGUUUAUGUUAUAACUUCUUGUGAAGUUACCUCCUGCCUGUAUAAUAUGUGGACUUUCUGGAAUAUAAUUCUGUUUGGAACAGUAAUGUUUUACUGUACCUGAAACAUCUAAUUCUGCAUCUAAUUAAAUGUAUAUAUGCUUUUGUGAACAAACCACUGGUGCAAACUUUCAUGCCUUGUGAAUUUUAUAUGUUGAAGAAAAAGUUGGAUGUUGUAAAUAAAAAGUGUUCUUUUUUUAAUUAAACACCUUGUGUCGUGCUUGCUAUCUACGAAAAAUAAAAUCUUACAAGGGCAUAUUCUCACUAGAUAUUUUGUGCCUGGGUACAUAUAUGGAAGUCUGUACAAAUACAAUGUCAGUGAAAAUUCUGUGUCAAAGGGAUUCUGACCUUAUCUAGUAUUUUAAGGGAAUAUGCCCCAAUUUUUGCAUGUAUCAACAUUAUAAGAGGCAUGCAUAUUUUGGACUAUGGAAGGUAGGAAAGGUGACUAUUGGGAUUGCCAUUGAAAAUAGUUCAGUGGGUAGAGCAUACAGGUGUUAACAUUCAGUCUCUAAUGUUCCUAGGUAAAAGGACCAGAUAGCAGGUGAUGGGCCAGACAUCUGUCUGAGCCCCCUGGAGAGCUGCUG
Messenger RNA from Zootoca vivipara (common lizard), 4442 nucleotides. It is a transcript of the gene SLC30A10, whose product is annotated as solute carrier family 30 member 10. Gene Ontology annotation, molecular function: zinc ion transmembrane transporter activity. Gene Ontology annotation, cellular component: membrane. NCBI's taxonomy places the organism in Eukaryota, Metazoa, Chordata, Lepidosauria, Squamata, Lacertidae. Gene Ontology annotation, biological process: detoxification of zinc ion; intracellular zinc ion homeostasis; manganese ion transport. The record is from RefSeq and is a predicted model, not a curated record.